Messenger RNA from Cylicostephanus goldi, 264 nucleotides. Lineage: Eukaryota; Metazoa; Nematoda; Chromadorea; Rhabditida; Strongylidae. The record is from the annotation of a GenBank genome assembly.
CAUCCUCCCUAUUUUGAAGAAGAAGAGGGCUCACUGGACGGCAUGAACCAGGAGCUUGACUUCUCCAGUCUUUCCAUCAAUUUUCAAGCAGGUAUGGGUGCUGAUGCUGCAGUUGAUCUCUUACCCGUACCACCAGAUGGAGGAUAUGGUUGGAUAAUAGUACUUGCUGCAUUUUUUUCGAAUCUCAUUGUUGACGGUGUAUGCACAUGUUUUGCUGAAUUCAAGAGUUCCUAUUCGCAACAUUUUCAAGUAAGCUUGUUGUGA